Eleginops maclovinus (Patagonian blennie) is the source of this 1291-nucleotide messenger RNA. RefSeq names its product coiled-coil domain containing 43 (gene ccdc43). The transcript is spliced from 5 exons. The record is from RefSeq and is a predicted model, not a curated record. NCBI's taxonomy places the organism in Eukaryota, Metazoa, Chordata, Actinopteri, Perciformes, Eleginopidae. Bases 63 to 710 code for a protein of 215 amino acids.
UUUUUUGACAGGCAUUGACAAAGGACUACCAUGCACCGUCGGAAAGACCCCAUAGGGCCAAGAUGGCUGCGCCCGUGACAGACGCCGGGGAGUUUGAAAGAUGGCUUAAUGAUCGUCUGGACUCUCUAGAAGUGGACCGAGAGGUUUAUGGGGCCUACAUUUUAGGGGUUCUGCAGGAGGAGGAAAGUGAUGAUGAGAAAGAAGAUGCGCUACAAGCGAUUUUAUCCGCAUUUCUGGAGGAGGACAAUGUAGAAGAUGUCUGCAAACAGAUUAUUAAGCAGUGGACAGAUUGGCGCAACAAAUCAGCAGCCAAAAAUGAUUCUGAUGAUGCUGAGGUCCAGGCCAUCGCCAGGAUGAUAGAAAAACAAGCCCAGAUUGUGGUGAAACACAAAGAGGUUUCCGAGGAGUCGCAGAAAAGGAAGGACGCCCUCCUGGCUCAAUACGCUAAUGUAACAGACGACGAGGAUGAAGCUGAAGAAGAGGAGCCAAGUGGUGCUAAUAACUUCAUCGGAAAUGAGAAAUCCCUGUUCAAGAACACCAACGUGGAAGAGGUGCUGAACAGACAGAAGCAGAAGCGAGACCAGGCUCGUGAAGAUUCUCAGAAGAAGAAGGAAGGGGACAAGAUGCAGCGGGAGAAGGAUAAACUUGUCAAACAGGACAGAAAAGAGAAGGAAAAGAAGCGUACACAGAAAGGCGAACGCAAAAGAUAAAACACAGAGAAAGGACACUUUGUAUUGCCUCUUUAGCUGAACCCCAUUGGCACAUUCUAUUAUGUGAACAUCAGUCCCUUUAUGUUAAGUUCUUUCUCUUUAUGUGUAAAGAAUGUGUAUUUGUCCCUAAAUCCCUGCUAUUCUUGGAUACUGAUAUGACCAGAUCCUGAAACAUGUAUUGGAAAAAAGCUGCCAACUGUUUUGGGAUGAGUCUGUCAGUCCUCUGUCGCUGAUCAAACUUAAGUCUCUGCUGAAUGUUGCUUAUAGCAGCGAGUGUGAAACAUGCUUUGGCUGAGCUACAGCAAGUAUACACAAAUUGGAUUGGUCACGGUAAAAUCAGAGGAGUGCCUGCAAUGCAGCCCAAUCCAGUUUGCACUAUUAGCCUCUUUGCCAAUAUGCCUUUCAUUUCUGCAGAACUUCCAACAGAAAGUGUUUCUCUUGAUGCAUUUUGUGUCCAAAAUUAAAAACAGAAGAGUGGUUACUGAGUAAUACCACAAACAUAUCAUGUACCAUAAUUUCAAUGUUUAUAAUGAGGUUCAUCAGCUUUUGAAAUUAAUAAAAAAGAAAAACAUUUUCAGCAA